AUGAAAACGCAGCAAAUCUAUCGGUAUAUAUGCAAGAAGAAGAAGAAGAAGAAGAAGAAGAAGAAGAAGAAGAAGAAGAAGAAGAAGAAGAAGAAGAAGAAGAAGAAGAAGAAGAAAAAGAACACCCCAAAAAAGUCCAUCCAAGCUAACAACUCUGGCCUGGCCGCCUUGCUGAUGACAACAAAAGACAAGAACGAAAACUACAAUAACAACAACAACAACAACCCUAAGGGUAUCAACGGCAUCUCUUUCCUCUCAUGAGCCAUCCAUCCAUCGGGUCUAGUAACCCAUUUCCGUGCUUCAUGUACAUCAUCAACAUCUACAUCUUGGUAGCCCCUUGGCUACCCAUCGACUUCUGCCACCAAACAUGCCACUCAGCUAGCUUCCUUCGUUGCGUGAAAGUCGCCAAAAGAAAAUAGUUGGGAAAAGAGAAUGGAAACCUUGAUCAUACUAGCAUGCCUCUUCGCUCGUGGAUUCUCGACAACCGAGCGAGCCCCUCCUUCGUGUCACCCUUCUCUUCCGAGCGAGUGAUGGACUAGGGCGAGAAUGAGUUCUGUUAACGAGACGUUCGUGUAACCACCCUUUUUUUUUUUUUUUUUUUUUUU
Molecule: messenger RNA, 605 nt
Organism: Neurospora hispaniola
Lineage: Eukaryota; Fungi; Ascomycota; Sordariomycetes; Sordariales; Sordariaceae
Exons: 2
Coding region: 1-261 (86 amino acids)
Source: RefSeq, a predicted model, not a curated record